Molecule: messenger RNA, 1298 nt
Organism: Juglans microcarpa x Juglans regia
Lineage: Eukaryota; Viridiplantae; Streptophyta; Magnoliopsida; Fagales; Juglandaceae
Exons: 8
Coding region: 206-913 (235 amino acids)
Molecular function (GO): protein binding
Source: RefSeq, a predicted model, not a curated record
AGAGAGAGCUGCAUAGUAGGAACAAGAAGGCCAUGGAGCUCAUAGCCAAAGGGUGGAGUGCUCUCAAGGAAGUUGAUAGAGUCAUCGAUUACAGCGAUCUCAAAGACCAUCGUCUCAUCCCUCUCCUUAGGCAUGGAUAUGCUCUGUAGAGAAAUCUAAUGGCAUCAAGUGGAAUUUCGCUCAACAAAAAGUUCAUCCUGCCGACAUGCUCAAGAGCCAAACCAAACUCCAUCCCGUCGACAUGCUUAGGAGCCAUUUUCUUGCACAAAGCAAGAACAUGAAUUUCAAGAACACAGCUGCAAAGGAGAACUUUGAGUUGGCUCUAGAGGCUGACAACUCAAAUACUCAUGCCAGAUAUUGGCUGUCCAAAUUGCAUUUGAAAUACCAUGUCCCAGGGGCAUGCAAAGCUAUAGGGGCUGCUUUGUUAGUUGAAGCUGCAGAUAUGGGUGAUCCAGAUGCACAGUAUGAAUUGGGUUGUCGUCUGAGAGUUGAGAACAAUCAUGUCCAAUCGGAUCAACAAGCAUUCUAUUAUUUGGAAAAGGCGGUUGACCAGUUGCAUCCAGGUGCUCUUUACCUUCUUGGUGCUGUAUAUUUAACAGGGGACUGUGUGAGAAAAGAUAUUGCCUCAGCAUUAUGGUGUUUUCAUCGGGCAUCAGAGAAGGGACAUUCUGGUGCUGCCAUAGCAUAUGGAUCCCUUUUACUUAGAGGUGUUCAAGUCCCUGAAUCUCUUAUGAAAUUCGGUUUGAGGAGGAGUUCCUCUGCCAAAGCAAGGAAGAGUGCGGAGAGCCCUGUGAUGGAUCCCGUAGAGAUGGCCAAAGAACAGUUCCAGAUUGCAGCAACAGCUGGAUGUGAUCUUGGCCUAAAAUGGUUGAUUAGACUUGAGGAGGAAGAGAAACGUCUACUUGCCGGAUGAUAUAUUGAACUGGACAUUGCUCGGAUAUUUCUCUGACGUAGCUAAACUAAUAUUGAGUUAAAGAUAUCUGCUGAAAGUCGACUAAUGAAGUCAGUAGUUUAUCUAUGAAAUUGAGUACCAUGUUCAGGUGAGCUUCCGCGGGGAGGCGGGGGGGCUUUCAGCAUAAGCUUCAUCAAUUUCUUACUAGAAAAGGAGAAAGAAGAAAGGAAGUAAAAGACAGCUUCACUAUACACCCUGUUUGAUCAUUUAUCCCAUGAGGUUUUUUUUUUUUUUUUUUUUUUUUGUUAAGAUGAAUAAGAUGCAGUCAUGGAAAUAUGAUAGGAAGACAUUGCUUUUAGUGUAAUCUCUUGUCUUGAAAGAAGAAAUGCAUUGCUUUUAUUGUGUU